GGGCGCUGGGUUCGCUGGGAGUCGUAGUCCUUGGUCACCGCGAGGGAUGCUGGGAGUUGUAGUGCUGGGCUAGAGCCCAGGCUUUCCGCCCUAGAGGAAGAGCUGGAAAAGCGGGAAGCGGCUCGCUUUCUCAUUGGCCGAGGGGUCCGCAGGGCCGUUGGAGCGUGGAAAGCUGGGGAAUUCGAGGCUGAGCUGGGCCCUAGGUUUUUGCCAGACUUGAGGGGAGAACGGACACGUUAGUAGGUGGCGAGGAACACGGGUGGACGGUGGAGUGAGGCUAAAAUGGCCGGUUUAUGGAUCCAGUGAAUUGUCGCAGCGCACCGGAAGGCUUGAAUAUGGACCGGCUCCUGAGGCCCAGAGUGGGCGCGGUCAGUGACUUCCAGUUUGGAGCUGUUGCCACGGAAACCAUCGAAGACACUCUGCUUCACUUGGCUCAGCAGAACCAGCAAGCAGUGCAGGAGGCUGCCGGACGCAUGGGCAGCUUCAGGGAGACCCGCAUCGUGGAGUUUGUUUUUCUCCUGUCUGAACAGUGGUGUCUGGAGAAAUCUGUGAGCUACCAGGCUGUAGAAAUCCUAGAAAGGUUUAUGGUUAAGCAGGCAGAGGACAUCUGCAUGAAAGCCCCAAUCCAGCUGAGAAGUAAUGAGAAAACAGAGUCUCGGAAUUGGAAGGCUCUGAAAGAUCAACUUUUCAACAAGUUUAUCCUCCGUCUGGUGUCAUGUGUUCAGCUGGCAAGCAAACUUUCCUUCCACUACAAAAUAAUCAGCAACAUUACAGUCUUGAAUUUCCUCCAGGCUCUAGGUUAUCUUUACACUAAAGAAGAAUUGCUAGAGUCAGAGCUUGAUGUUUUGAAGUCCCUGAACUUCCAAAUAAAUCUUCCUACCCCUCUUGCAUACGUGGAGAUGCUCCUUGAAGUUUUAGGAUACAAUGGCUGUUUGGUUCCAGCCACCCAGCUACAUGCAACCUGCCUGACCCUGCUCGACCUGGUCUAUCUUCUGCAUGAACCCAUAUAUGAGAGCCUGCUGAGGGCUUCGAUCGAGAACUCCACACCCAGUCAGCUUCAAGGGGAAAAGUUUAUCUCUGUGAAGGAAGACUUUAUGCUGUUGGCAGUUGGAAUCAUUGCAGCAAGUGCUUUCAUCCAUAACCAUGAGUGUUGGAGCCAGGUUGUGGGGCAUUUGCAGAGCAUCACUGGCAUUGCUGUGGAGAGCAUUGCCGAGUUCUCUUAUGCAAUCCUGACUCACAGCGUGGGAGCCAACACUCCAGGACGACAGCAGCCUGUUCCUCCCUACUUGGCAGACAGAGCUCUCAGGGGUGCUGCUUCCUCAACAUGAGGCAUGUGGAGCCCCCCAAAUAUAAACACCUCCCAUCACUAUACUCUUCCCUCUGUUUGUUUACUUUCAUAUUCAAGGUACAAAAGUUCCAAGUCACCUUCGAACUGUACCCUGUAUUCUAAUUCCAUGCAUAUUUUUCUGCCUCAGCUAAAGUGCACAAGUUUGUCAUAUUUUUUUUUGUCCUAUCAGACUAAAAAUGUCAAAGAACAAGGAGACAGGUUAGUAAAGUUGCUUUUUAACAAGCCGUUCAUGGCUUUUAACUUCAUUUCAUUAACAGGCAACAUUAGACAUGAAGACAGUAUUAACCUGGAUCUUAAAAACAGAUUAUUGGGAUAAUGUUGACUGAGUAUUGUUGAAAACUGCCUCUAUUUCCCUUUAAUUUCCAUCUCUGUCUACUUAGAUCUAAACAAAUGGCUUCCUCUACAGUUAUUUUCACUAGGUUUUUGAUGUUUUUUGGUGAUGGGUGGUUUGAACUCAAGGCCUGGUAUUGAUCUAGCAAAUGGUAUCCCUUAAGCCAUACCUCCAGUCCAGUUUGUUUUGUAACUGAAAUAUAUCUAUGCAUGUUUCAACAGUACUUCCAUAUACUUU
Messenger RNA from Perognathus longimembris pacificus (Pacific pocket mouse), 1916 nucleotides. It is a transcript of the gene Cntd1, whose product is annotated as cyclin N-terminal domain containing 1. Bases 294 to 1328 code for a protein of 344 amino acids. NCBI's taxonomy places the organism in Eukaryota, Metazoa, Chordata, Mammalia, Rodentia, Heteromyidae. Gene Ontology annotation, biological process: reciprocal meiotic recombination. The record is from RefSeq and is a predicted model, not a curated record. The transcript has 7 exons. Gene Ontology annotation, cellular component: site of double-strand break.